AUGAAAAUGAGAUCUGGAGAGGUCCUUAUAGACUGCUUAGAUUCUGUUGAAGAUACCAAGGGAAACAAUGGAGACAGAGGUAGACUCCUUGUCACAAAUUUACGCAUUAUUUGGCACUCCUUAUCACUGCCUAGAGUCAAUCUCUCUGUUGGUUACAACUGCAUUAUUAAUAUAACUACAAGAACUGCCAACUCAAAAUUACGAGGACAGACAGAAGCUCUGUAUAUCUUGACAAAGUGUAACAAUACACGGUUUGAGUUCAUAUUUACCAAUGUUGUUCCUGGGAGUCCUAGGCUCUUCACUUCCGUUAUUGCUGUGCACAGAGCUUACGAAACUUCUAAAAUGUAUCGUGACCUGAAGCUUAGAAGUGCAUUGAUUCAAAACAAGCAACUGAGACUACUGCCACAAGAACAAAUAUAUGAUAAAAUCAAUGGAGUAUGGAAUUUAUCAAGUGAUCAGGGAAAUUUGGGAACAUUUUUUAUUACUAAUGUGAGGAUAGUGUGGCAUGCAAAUAUGAAUGAUAGCUUUAACGUCAGCAUACCAUAUCUACAAAUUCGUUCAAUAAAAAUACGGGACUCAAAAUUUGGCUUGGCAAUGGUGAUAGAGAGUUCUCAGCAGAGUGGAGGAUAUGUACUUGGUUUUAAAAUAGACCCUGUGGAGAAACUACAGGAAGCAGUGAAAGAAAUUAAUUCACUUCACAGAGUUUAUUCAGCUAACCCUAUUUUUGGAGUGGAUUAUGAAAUGGAAGAAAAGCCUCAACCUCUUGAAGCCCUAACAGUGGAGCAGGUUCAAGAUGAUGUGGAAAUAGAAUCUGAUGAACAGACAGAUGCUUUUGUGGCUUACUUUGCUGAUGGUAACAAGCAACAUGAUCGGGAACCUGUGUUUUCAGAAGAACUAGGGCUUGCGAUAGAGAAAUUGAAGGAUGGAUUCACGCUCCAGGGACUCUGGGAAGUAAUAAGCUGAUUUAGAUUUUU
Tinamus guttatus (white-throated tinamou) is the source of this 974-nucleotide messenger RNA. Lineage: Eukaryota; Metazoa; Chordata; Aves; Tinamiformes; Tinamidae. The record is from RefSeq and is a predicted model, not a curated record.